AUGGAUAUUCUCUCCUCUUCCAAACUCCUUCGCUCACGCUACAGUGAGUGUGUUCCCCUCUUUCAUCCAGAAACAUUAGCCGCCACUACUGCAGCCCGAACAAAAACAGAACGGGGAUCCACAAUAUAUAGAGAUGUAAACUCUCAUGCGUUAAAGAGAGGCGAUAUUGCGUUUCUCUCUUCUGUGCAAACACCAUCAGAGGUGUAUCUUGCUUUGGCGUGUGUGGCCCGUUAUCGUGAUACUACAAUGUUGAGUGAAUGUGAAAGAAUGCUUGUAUUUGUGCCGUAUGAUAUCCCACGAGAUGAGAUAUUUGUAGAAAUGCCUAUUCUUGCCUUUAAAGAAGGGAAAGAUCCCACACGAGGUGAAGGACUGCAGUUGAUGGUAUUGAAUGAAUAUACAUUAUUAUGUUUUCGUACUAAAGAUGGACUCCCACCACGUAAAGGAUUAUUUAUUACAUUUCGAACCACAAAGGCACAAGAACUUUUUCAGAAUGCCGUGGAUCAACUCAUUCGUUAUCAUGAUAAGGAAAGUUUAUUCCAUAAUAAAUCUCCACCUGUAAAGAGUCUAAAUCGUAUGGGACCAACAAGAGAAGAAUAUAUAAGAGCAGGAACACCGACGUCUGGUGCGAUUAUACCUCGUGGUUCUGUAUACACAACCAUGCAAGAAAGAGAAUGGCCAAAAGAAGAAAAGAGAGAAGAAAAAGAAAAAAAAGAGGGAAAAAAAGAAAUGGAAGAAGAUCGUGGGGCAAUGUCUCUUAUCAAUAAUCUUUUAAGAGAUCGUGAGAGACGCCGAGAGGCCUACAUGGCGAGUAUAGGUAAACCAACACAUCCACAGCCGUAUUUAACAGGACUAACACCAUCAACAUCAACAAAGACAACAUCUUUUCUCAAACGAGAAGAUAACAAUAUCGAAUUUAGUGAAUGGGCCCAACAACACCAGAAAUUAAACCCAACCGCAUGGAAAAUGCUUGCUGGUGCUGCUGAAUCUCAAAUGAUGUCGGAAUGUCAAACCGCAAAAGAUAAGGAUGGUGUUAUCCAACAAUCUCAUGGAUUCCCUAACUCAGAUGCGGUUUUCUCUCCAUACAAUAAUGUACCCAGUCUUCAGGCCCGCGAGGAUCUUCUGCUGGAGAUACGAGCUGCAAUGGAGGCAGUUGAUAAGAUGAAUGAAGCCCAGGGACGUGGUGGAGUUAGUUUACUUGGAUCAGCUCGGGAGUUUAUUCGUCAACACCAAGAGGAACUUUGGCGACUUGAGCAGGGAGAAAAUAAAUUACAUCCGUCUCCUCCUCCAUUAUUUGAUUUUAAACACAUGGACACUCGCUCCCCAUCAGCACCAACCGUUUUGCUGCAGAAGCAGAAAGAACAAGAAGAAGAAGAAAAGCGAAGACCAACAGUAAGUGAAGUAUCCAAAGAGUCCUUACGUCCUAGUAUAUCACCGUCAGCAUUACAGGCGUUUGAGAAUAUUAUUCCAAAGCCAGAACAACAACAACAACAACAAACUGUAAUAGAAACAAUAGGUACAGUAAAAGAUAUUGUUACUACUACACCGAUAAUAUCUUCAGAGUCAUUGUCUCUGGAUAGACACCCUGUAGAGUCUGUUGUAUCUAUGCAAGGGCCGCAAGUCAAGUUUCAGGAGGAACUCCAAGUUGCACGUGAAACAGAGUCACGUAUCUUAUCUACAUUGCAUAAAGCUCCACCAAAGAUAAUGGGUAACAAACGAAUGUUUGGCACCAACCCAAAGGUUUCUACAUCUCUGCAACCCGCACCUAUCACUCCAGUAGUAAAAGGCGUAGAAAAUGGAAAUGGUGAUAGGAAUGGGAAUACAACUUCUUCCUUUACAGUAGACGGUGCGAUAGCUUCAUCGGUGCAGCCGGGCACUAAUAACAAAGAUGCUUCUGAUGUAACUUCUGCAGAGCCUAUCCCUCCAGUGGUAGAGGAGGAGAAAAAAAAAAAAGAAGAAGAAGAAGAGAUUCCACGCUGUGGUGAGGGUUGGAAGACUGUACGUGAUCCGGCGAGUGGUAAACAUUACUUUGUUCAUACUCUAACAAAGCGUACUACAUGGAAUAUUUCAGAUACAUUUAAACCCAAUUCCUCCAAUGAAGAGCAGAAACAGGAGGAGAAAGAUACUGUUAAGGAGAAAUCAAAGUGUGGUACUGGUUGGCGUGCGGUGUUGGAUCCAGGUACUGGUCGUACCUAUUAUGUGCAUAAGAUAACAAAGUCGACAACAUGGAAAGUAGAGGAUACAUUUGAGGAGAAAAAGAAUACCUCUAACGGUGAUAAUAAAACCACAGAGAAGCAAAAACCUAUCAAGACAUCAUCAUCAUCAUCAAGUGUAUGGGGAGAACGACAAGAUCCCUCUACAGGGAAAGUGUAUUAUUAUAAUAAGAAAACAAAGCAAACGACGUGGAAGAGGUCAGAGACUGAUUUGGAUACGGCGUAA
Messenger RNA from Trypanosoma theileri, 2436 nucleotides. RefSeq lists its product as uncharacterized. Lineage: Eukaryota; Euglenozoa; Kinetoplastea; Trypanosomatida; Trypanosomatidae. Gene Ontology annotation, molecular function: protein binding. The transcript has a single exon. The record is from RefSeq and is a predicted model, not a curated record. Bases 1 to 2436 code for a protein of 811 amino acids.